UACAUCUUUUCAAAUGUUCCUCAAUUAAUAUAUAAGGGAUGCUUACACUGAAAUUAAAGGUCCAAUGGAAUAACUCUGUUACAACCGGAUAAAUCUUCAAUGGUAAACUAAUAAAUAAAAAUAACUAAGAAUAUAUGUAAAUAGAAAGAGAAGAGUCCCGUAAAAAAAUAUCGCUCAAAGUUGUUAGUUUGGUGUCCUUUUUUUUUGAUCAACUUAAAACAUUCAUUAAUAAGGCUUCAGACCUAGGAGGAGAAAACAUUGUAGAGGCAGGCUUUUGUAAGUUGUCGGCCUGCUCAUUACAGUCUCGAAAAACAAAAGAAAAACAACAAAAAUCGAAAGACGAUGAUAUAUAGAGACUCGAUGUCCGAGAGAAUUCCGUAGAGAUUCACCGGCUUGAUAACCGAGUUUAUUGCUCUGAUGAGCAAAAGAGAGUGAACAAAUCCAGAUUUUGGUGAUGCCGAGGUGUUGAGCGUGAGAGAGAGCCUCUCGAAUAGCCAACCCUUCAGCCAUAAGUGCUGAUGAGACCCAAGUUUGGUAGUUCGGUGUCCUUAAUCCAUAGAAACGAAUAACGAGAGUCCUUAUUAUCACUUCUAUAAACUAAUAAUAUGAUAAUUAAUAAAAGGUAAGUUUGAUUCUAUAGUUAACUUUUUGAUAAAUUAGUAUCUCUUAAAAUUAAUAAAAUAUUAUAAUUUUGAUGUUAUUAGUUCAUAAAUUUUUAUUGUAUAUUAAUAUAUUAAAUGACGUGUUAGUGAUGCUAUAGACUAUAGAUCUGCAUGUCUCAGUUAUUGGAUGUAAAUCAAAUGGAAUAAUUACAAAAAUCUCUGGUAGAAUCAAGUCUAAAAAUAUUAAACAACACGUUUAUGAUGAGAUAAGAUUUACUCUCAUCACAAAUCCAUGUGCGUCAUGCAUGCGUGAUGAAUUGUUUUCUCUGCUAAACCUUUUUAGUGUACGCUUGAUUAGUUUGCCGUUAUUUUUUUAAAAAAUUUGGAAUUAUUGGCUUUUUUUUCUUGGACUUAGUUAGGGAGGUGACCAGGAAAAAUAAAAACCACAACUGUUAAGCAAGUGUCCUACCAACCCAAGGACGGGUGUAUAAUAUAUUAAAUAUCUAUUGUUUAGGAUCUCAUGUUUUUCAAUAAUAGGGGUCUUAUUGAAUCCUCUUAAAUCUGUAGUUCAACGUUAACUUCUACUUGAAAACUAUUUUUAGGUGAUUAUUAGGUAAUUUUUAGUUCUACUAUCCUUGUGUUCCCUUUCCUAAACCUACUUGUUUAAUAUCAUAGUAUUAUAUAUAUCUUGUUAUAAAUUCGAAAUAAUUGUGUGAAAGAUUAUGAAUUAUUUUGAAUUGGCAUAUGUGUUACUAUUUAUUGAUAAUUUGGUUUGAUUACAUGCAACAUCGUUAAUUACUGCUGAUAUCCCAGUAUAUGUUAAUGUUAAUCAUAGGAUUGAAUUUGAAGUGGCAAAAAUAUUCGAAUAACAAACACCUAUUAUGAACACACACAACACGGGCGCAUAGGCUUAUUCCAUUAGCUACAAAUCUAAACUUUAAAGUUAUACUCAAAAACUGAUUAUGACGUAUGGAUUACCAGUAGCAACAUACGUGCUUUCAUCAUAUAAUCACAGAAAAAGUUUCCAUCGUUUCGAUAAGGUCCAUACUCCAUAAGGACGUUGAAAAUAUUAUAUCUCUUUUGUCCACUAAUAGUUUACUUUUUCAAAAAAGAUUGUAGUAAAGCUUUUCCACUCAUAGUUUGUUCACCAACCUUCUGAUUGAUUACAAAGAGUUACAUAAAAAAAAGCAAAAAGCAUAGACCGCCAUGUGUUCUUAUGUCGGCUUCGUUUAUACAUUGAGAACUUGUAUUUACUAAUGUAGUUGUGAAUGUUUUGCAGUGCUUUGAAUGAUUGUUUGUAUUAUUACUUCGAGUUGCCUUCUAUUGUCGCUAAUACUUAGUAUUCCAAAUAUUAAUUAUUUCUGGAGUAUAUAGUAGCGAAUGUAUCACAACUACUUUGAAUAAUUUGGGAUGGUUACAGAUAAAUUAAUUAAGUAAUGAAGGUUUGGUGAUAUCAAGUAAUUAACGUAGCCAAGUGCCAACAACAACACCAAACCCACCAAACAUUAAACAAGUCAAUAAAGACGUAAGUCUCUGACCUUUUCCACUCUUUUUAGUCUUUAGUUUGGUGAGAUUGUGCACUGUGCUCACACAUACUCUUUCGCUUUUUGGCUAUUUUCCGAUGUGAUUUGAAAUUACUUGAAUAAUAUUCUAUAACAAUAAAAUUUCUAUUUUCUCUAGCUCUCAGUUUUUGACGUUAUUUUAAUUUAUUUAAAGUUAAUUUAGAAAGCAUACAUUUUCUAUUUAUCUUGUGACGUAUUUGUUCUGGUAAAAAUAAUCCAAUUUACACUAAUUAAAUGUAUAUCCCUGACAAAAUAUAAAUACUUAAUUUCAUGGCAUGGGGGAAGAUUCAUUAAAAAUUAAACAGCAUUGUUCAUGAUAGUUAGUUUCUUAAUUCUUGUAUUGGAAAUACAUGAUUACGGGAUGUCUAUCUUCAAAAGUUGGUAUUUAUGCAUGGAGAGCCAGAUUGCUUACUUACACAAGACUUGCUGACAAAAAUUAAUAUUAACAAAUCUCAUUGCUUACCUUAAGCUAAUUCUUAAUUAAUUACCAAGUUGUAGGUGUAUAAUUAGUCAAGACACUAUAUAACACUCGCUCCGUUUUUUAAUAUAUAAUGUUUUGGUUUAGUGCACAAAAUUUUUAAAAAUUACAUUUUUUUAAAAAGUAUGUUUUAAAAUAGAAUUUAAAAAUCAUUCAAUCAAUUAUAAGAGAUAAUAAAAUCUUAAUUGACCGAACAACUUCCCAUAAAUUUAAAUUAAACUUUAAAACCUCAAAACAUCUUAUAUUUUUAAACAAAACAAACAUUUUAAAACAUCAUAUAAUUUAAAAUGGAGGGAGUACGAAACAAAUUGAUAUAUGAUAUUUCUUUUUGCCACUUUCUACUAUUAUUUUCUUUUAAAUAAAAUAUCAAAAUUUUGUACUUUUUUAUUGGGGACCUAGUUAUAUUAAUUGAAAUAAAUAAAAUAAAAUUAAUAUGUAUGAUUUACUUCUAAAAUAAAAUGUGAAAACUCAUGGAUCACGGUUAAAAGAGAAGAUAAGUUGCAUGCAUCAUGUGGAUGCGAAAUCAAGUAUCAAAGAGAAAAUGGAAUCAUACCAAAUAAUCAACCACACCACAGACAAACUUUUCCCACUCAACAAAUCUGAUUUGACAUUUAUCAAUUCCUUUGUUUACAUUCAUCUUUCUCAUGUCAAGAUCACACUCUUUCCUCUCACUUAUAUAAACAACAGAACCAAUUCUAUUUGGUAAAGAGAAUCUCAAACUUGAGUGCAUAUAUAUAGCAUAUAUAUAUAGAGAGAGAGGAGAUAGAGAGAGAGAAAAUGGGGAAAGGAAGAGCACCUUGUUGUGACAAGACCAAAGUGAAGAGAGGUCCAUGGAGCCCAGAAGAAGACUUGAAACUCAUCUCUUUCAUUCAAAAGUUUGGUCAUGAGAACUGGAGAUCUCUCCCCAAACAAUCUGGUUUGUUGAGGUGUGGAAAGAGUUGCCGUCUAAGAUGGAUUAACUACCUCAGACCAGAUGUGAAGCGUGGUAACUUCAGUGCAGAGGAAGAAGAAAUGAUCAUCAAGUUUCACCAGAGCUAUGGAAACAAGUGGUCGAAAAUCGCUUCUAAACUUCCAGGACGUACAGAUAAUGAGAUCAAGAAUGUGUGGCAUACACAUCUAAAGAAAAGACUGGUUAAGAGUUCAGCAAGUCCAGAUGAACCGGCCUCUCCUUGUUCUAGCGAUAAGACUCAAGCAGAAGACUGUUUGAACAUAAAGACAACUCGUGAUUCUACUACUUCAGCGUCUUCUGGUGGUUCCAACAAUUCAAACCAAGAAGAUGAUCCAAAUAUAAGUCUUAUGUUUGAGUAUAGCCAGUUUAAUGAUAUUAUAGAAGAGGUGGACAAGCCCGACCUACUGGAGAUCCCUUUUGACUCAGAUCUUGACAUCUGGAGUUUCUUAGAUGCUCCAAACGAGAACAGUUCAGUUUCAAGGGGAGAAGAAGAGUGUGAUGAGGAUGAAGUCAAGAAAUGGUUGAAGCACUUGGAAAAUGAACUCGGGUUAGAAGAAGAUGAUAAUCAUCAACAUCAUAAAGAGGGAGCACAAGACAAAGAUUCAUCACUCUUGAAGACCUACGAGCUCAUGAUACAUUAACAAGUCCAAAAUGUGAUUUACUUGACGUAUUUUCUAUUUUCAUGCGGUGAUCACAAAGAGACUUGUUAUUAUGGAUAUCGAUAUUUAAAAGAAAAGUUAGGUAGUAGAGAAAACGUAUCCCCAUAAUCAAUUUAUUGGCGUUUUCAGUGUAUAGAUAAUACAUAUACAAGUUGGUUAAAAUAUAAAUAAUACUAAAGCUUGAGACAAAACCAUGUUCAAGAUUCUUACUCAAGAAAUUUCUAGCGAAUAUUGAAAAAAAAUGAUGGUUACGUAUUGGGUUAAUUUUGAUUAUUUGAAACGUCAUUGCACAUGCCUUGUAAUAGAUAUUUAGAUGCAGCAACUAGUUUUGCUGAAUAACAAGUAAACAAGUGUGAACUCAUCAACGAGUCAAGGAACCGUCCUUUUCUCCAUACCUUCACUCAUCUCAACGUAUAUAGUGCCAAUCAUUACUAAAUCAAGAAGAUAAUCUUAAGAAUGUUGCAUCUCUCCUAAUGUUUCUUUAAAAUUCAAUGGAGUUAAAUAAAAUCAAGUUGGUUAUAAACUUAUAAUAGAUCCAAAGUUUUACUUUGCAAUCCUGUAUAAAUACAAAGACUACUGUUUAUAAUUCCAAAUAUAAGAUUAUUUUAAAAUUUCAUAUAAACACAGGAUUUAGUUUGGAGUUAUAUAUGAAGACAAUGUUUAUUUUGCAAUCUUGUAUAAAUACAAAGACUACUAUUAGAUGCAGUCUUGAAGAAAUUUGUUGCUGGAUUGGUCGUUGGGAUAGCGUGCAGCGGCGUAACAGGGUUACGAGAAGCUGCUUUGAAUGCGUUGAGAGGUUUGGCUUGCAUUGAUGAUCCUGAUCUCAUUUGGAUUCUUUUAGCCGAUGUGUAUUAUUCUCUCAAGAAGAAGAAGAGAGACAUGCUUCUUCCACCGUCGCCGGAGUUUCAAGAGAUAUCAAUGGUAUUGCCUUCACCGCGAGAAGAUUCCCCGGGGAGGUUUCUAUAUGUUGAGUAUGGUGGUAGGAGCUAUGGUUUUGAGCUGGAGUUUAGCUCCGUUGAGACCAUCUUCAAGACAAUGCAGUCUCUUGUCUUUGUAGACCAAAUGCUAAUAACCAGCUCGUAAAUACAGUCGUUACAAAAUAAAAUAUUUUUCAAGUUAAAUGGGUGUAACAUUCUAUUGAGUAAAACAAUGGGGCAAUAUUAGAAAACUAAAAAAGUACGGGGUCUAAAAUGAAAUUUUAACCGACCCGACCCGAGAAUCCUGAAAUAAAAGUGAGAUGUAUGUCGUUUGUUUUGUUCCGUCGGAGGAAAAAUAAUUGGAAGCGAACGGAGCUCGAUGGAGAAGAAGAAGAGAAGCAGAGCAAGGAGCGAAGAUCCUUCUUCGUCUUCCGAGAAUGAAGAGAGAGUUAAGAGGCAUAGAGGAACAGAGAAAGAUGAUGAGAGGAGAAGCAGGAGAAGUGAGAAGAAGAAGAAGGAGAAGAAAUCUCAUAAGCACCACCGAUCAAGUUCAUCAAAGAAGUCGAAGGAUGAUAAGCACAAAAAGAAAGACGCAGAAGGUGACCACAAGCUAAAAGAGGGGAUCGCAGAGCUAACAAGUGAGGACUACUUCUCUAAGAACAACGAGUUUGCCACAUGGCUGAAAGAGAAGAAGCGCACUUACUUCAAUGAUCUCACGACCGAGUCUGCACGGGAGUUGUUUUCUCGCUUUGUCAAGGCAUGGAACAGGGGGAAACUCGAGUCCCGAUACUACGAGGGAAUCUCCACUGCUCCACGAACAGCUCACAACUGGAAGAUCAAGCAGAAGUGAAACAAUCAAAACCCUUACUGCUGUUUGCUUCUUGUACGUUUGGAGGUUGAUGAUACAAGACAUACCUUCUCCAGUUUGUUCUACUUAGAGCGUUGUUACGAAACUUGUCAGAUAGAGACGGAUUUGUAAUUGGUUUUCAUAGGAAGAGGAAACUUCACAUA
Messenger RNA from Brassica rapa (field mustard), 6178 nucleotides. RefSeq names its product transcription factor MYB63. NCBI's taxonomy places the organism in Eukaryota, Viridiplantae, Streptophyta, Magnoliopsida, Brassicales, Brassicaceae. The record is from RefSeq and is a predicted model, not a curated record.